Molecule: messenger RNA, 1119 nt
Organism: Malassezia vespertilionis
Lineage: Eukaryota; Fungi; Basidiomycota; Malasseziomycetes; Malasseziales; Malasseziaceae
Exons: 1
Coding region: 1-1119 (372 amino acids)
Cellular component (GO): endomembrane system
Molecular function (GO): acyltransferase activity
Source: RefSeq, a predicted model, not a curated record
AUGCUUGUAUGGCCGGAUGGUUAUGCGCACAUCACACGUCACAUUAAGAUUGCAGCUGCAGCGAUGCUAGCUGGAGUUUUGGGCAUUGUUUCGUCUACGAACAUUAUUAUGACGUUUGGUGACUUGGACGGCAACCUGGUCGACGCCGAACAGUUUGCUGUUCGCGAUGCAAAGAACCGCGUCGCUGGCCUACUACUUCCAGACGAGGCCAUCUGGAUUAGCAACCACCAGAUAUAUACAGAUUGGGCAUACAUGUGGUUCAUUGCUGCACGCGCACAAAGUGCUGCAGCGAUGCACAUCGUGCUCAAAAAAUCGCUGCGCAAAAUCCCGGGGAUUGGAUUUUCGAUGGAGAUGUUCAACUUUAUUUUUUUGUCCAGAAAUUGGGAGCAUGAUAAGGAGGUCAUGGAGCGCACCAUGGCUGACAUCUCUUCUAACAAGGACGGGAAAACUAUUUUGUUGCUAUACCCAGAGGGGACGAAUCGUUCCCGCACUCAGCAAGAGCGAAGCAAUGCUUUUGCUGACAAAGCUGGCCUUCCGCGUCUCGACCAUGUCCUCCUCCCGCGCGUCACAGGCCUUUACUGUUGCACAAAGGUUUUCGCAGAAAGGUUUAAUAAAGUAUACCUGGUGGAUUACACCGUCGCCUACGAAGGGGUUGCGCAGGACGAGUAUGCUCCUGAGAAAUAUACCAUACGAGGCCAAUUAUUAAAGGGUCUCUCCCCGCCACGCGUGCAUAUUCACUGCGAUAUCGUCCCACUCUCGCAAAAUUUGCCGACGCUCACAAGCGCACGCACUGACAUGCCGCCGCUACAGCACGACUUGCCGAACAGCCCAGACGAUGAUGCAGGGAAAAAGGCGUUUGGCGAAUGGCUCUACGCACGGUGGGCUAAAAAGUCGCGCCUCCUCGAUACCUACUACCACACUGGUUCUUUUGGGGAUGCGCGUGCGUCUAUGGGUGCAGUCGAACUUUGCAGACCGAAAACGCAACACCUCGACAUCCCGUUUUGCCCCGCAUCUCUUGGAGAAGAACUGUGGAAUUUUGCCCUGCUGCCGCUUGGGCCGUUGCUCCUCCACCUAUACUGUAAACUCAUUUUUGCUAUUAUAUCGGUAAUAUUUGGAUAG